GGGUGGUGUUGGAGGGGGUAAAACACAGACUCGUCUCGCGACGUAUGAGUGGCAGUGAGUUUGGUGGCUACAUGUGGAUAAUCCGCCGGUCGUCGUUGCGACUCCGAGUGACGAUUCAGCAUUAUUAUUUAUCUUAAAACGUGCACGACAAGAAACGGGCGUCCAAAAUGCAGAUGGAUCAGACGACGAUGCAGCUGAUACAGGUCUUAGAGAAGACUGUAUCACCAGACAAAAAUGAGUUGGAGGCAGCGAAGAAUUUUCUGGAGCAGGCGGCCCUUACGAAUAUCCAUGAAUUCGUUCAGCGUCUGUCAGGUGUGCUGGGCACGACAGCAGCGAGUACCGUGGCCCGUAUGGCAGCAGGUCUCCAAUUAAAGAACCAGCUUACCUCCAAAGAUCCAGCUGUAAAAGCGCAAUUCCAACAGCGAUGGCUGGCAAUACCGGUCGAAACCCGCGAGUACAUAAAGAAAAAUAUUCUAGGAGCCUUGGGUACUGAAACCAAUCGUCCAAGUUCAGCAGCUCAGUGUGUUGCUUACGUAGCUGUUGCAGAGCUUCCAGUGAAUCAAUGGACAGAGCUCAUUCCCCUUCUGGUCAGCCAUAUAGCAGACCAAAAUAGCACUGAAAUGAUGAAGGAAGCAACCCUCGAGACGAUUGGUUACAUCUGCCAAGAGAUCGACAGUGAAGUCCUCGUUUCCCAAUCAAAUCAGAUCCUCACUGCCAUUAUUCAUGGAAUGAAGGGCUCCAGUACCUCGAAUCAUGUGAAAUUAGCAGCGACCAGAGCGCUUUACAAUUCCCUAGAAUUUACGAAAGGAAAUUUCGAAAUUGAGUCUGAAAGAAAUUUCAUAAUGGAAGUUGUCUGUGAAACUACUCAGUCCACCAACACACAGAUACGUGUGGCGGCCCUUCAGUGUCUUGUUAAGAUCAUGUCCCUUUACUAUCAAUUUAUGGAGCCUUACAUGGGCCCUGCACUCUUUCCAAUAACUCUAGAAGCCAUGAGAUCAGACAGCGAUGAAGUUGCCCUCCAGGGGAUUGAAUUCUGGUCUAAUGUAGCGGACGAAGAAGUAGAUCUAUCGAUGGCAGAGGGCGAAGCAUCUGAGGGUGGUCGUCCCCCUUCAAAAGUUUCUCGUCAUUAUGCCAAAGGUGCACUGGUGUAUCUUGUUCCAGUUUUGAUUCAAAAACUAACUAAGCAGGAGGAAUUCGACGAUGAAGACGAUUGGAAUCCCUCAAAAUCAGCUGGAGUUUGUUUGAUGCUACUAGCGUCUUGCUGCGAAGAGAGCAUAGUUCCCCAUGUGCUUCCCUUCGUCAAGGAGAAUAUAAAGAAUCCCGAUUGGAGGUACAGAGACGCAGCUCUGAUGGCUUUCGGAUCGAUUCUCGGGGGUCUGGAACCAGUGGCACUCAAACCUCUUGUUGAACAAGCCAUGCCGACUCUUAUUGAGCUCAUGUACGACGUGAGUGUCGUGGUAAGGGAUACAGCGGCCUGGACAUUCGGUCGAAUCUGUGAGAUCAUUCCUGAGGCCGCAAUAAAUCCAACGUACUUGAAGCCUCUAUUAGAAUCGUUGGCAAAUGGUCUCAAUGCAGAGCCCAGAGUCGCUGCUAAUGUCUGUUGGGCCUUUACAGGUCUAGCUGAAGCUAGCUACGAGGCGGCUGAAACUGGAGAUGAUCAGCAGCCCGAGACAUACUGCAUGUCAAUGUUCUUUGAUUAUAUAGUUCAGAGACUGCUGGAGACGACUGACAGAGUUGAUGGAGCACAAGCAAAUCUUCGAUCAGCUGCAUACGAAGCCCUAAUGGAAAUGGUUAAGAACUCACCCAAAGAUUGUUAUGUAACUGUUCAAAAGACGACGAUGGUGAUAUUGGAGAGACUUCAGCAGGUCCUACAAAUGGAGACCCACUUCCAGAAUCAUUCUGACAGGGCUCAGUAUCAUGAUCUUCAGUCCCUUCUGUGUGCAACACUUCAGUCUGUUUUGAGAAAAGUCACCCCUGAGGAUGCUCCGAGGAUCUCUGAUGCUAUCAUGAAUGCUCUCCUAUCGAUGUUCAGUUCGAACUCUGGAAAAGUUGGGGGUGUGCAGGAGGAUGCACUCAUGGCAGUGUCCACGUUGGUCGAGGGCCUUGGAGACGGUUUCUUGAAGUACAUGGAUGCUUUUAAACCAUUCUUGUGCCUCGGGUUGAAGAAUCAUGCUGAGUAUCAGGUCUGUGGAGCUGCAGUUGGGCUCACUGGGGAUCUUUGUAGAGCCUUGAAGGGCAAAAUGUUACCCUAUUGCGAUGAAAUCAUGAUGCUGUUGCUGGAAAAUUUGGGAAAUGAGUCAGUUCAUCGAUCUGUCAAGCCCCAGAUUCUCUCGGUCUUUGGAGAUGUGGCACUCAGUAUUGGGCCUGAGUUCAAGAAGUAUCUGGAUGUGGUACUGCAAACAUUGGCACAAGCUUCUCAGGCCAAUGUCGACAGAACUGAUUACGAUAUGAUUGAUUAUUUGAAUGAGCUCAGGGCGGGAGUUCUGGAGGCGUAUACUGGAAUUAUUCAAGGGUUCAAGGGAGAAAAAGAAGUCCCCGGGGCCCCCAAUGCUGAUGUCAUGCUGUUGGAACCUCACGUUCCGUUUGUCAUUCAAUUUAUCACGUCUAUUGCACAGGACAGAGAGCACUCAGAUGAGGCCAUGUCUGCGGCUAUUGGAUUGCUUGGGGACCUUGUUGUCGCGUUUGGGGCUAAGAUGCUCCCCAUGGUGGAGACCGAACCUCUUACGGAGUUACUUACCAAGGGGAGGAGGGCCAGACUCAACAAGGCCAGGGCUCUGGCUUCUUGGGCCACUAAGGAGAUUCGAAAGGCCAAGAAUCCUGCUAAUUCUACGUCGAGUUGAUCACCCCACGAAUGUUCUCUCGUGCAAAUUGAUUUGACUAGAAACCUAUCGAACACAAUACAAAGACAACAAGAUUGGAUGGUGCGGAUGCGAGUAGAUGGAUGUGCGUGAGAUUUUCCCAGUAAAAACGCGAUUGAGAGAGACAGAAAAAAAAACACAAAAAAUGCAAAAAUGGAUGAUAAGGAUGAGGAUACGAGGUAAUGAGAGAAAUGGUGAUUUAUUGAUGAUGGUGAGUCUGCACGUGUUCCUCUGGGCCCUUCCCCCAAGAAGUGUGUGUUGCGUCAGAAACUGAAAGAAUUAAAUGAAUAAACAGUUUAAUGAGGGAGGAACUCUGGUCCACUGCUCAUUGGAUGGCCGACGACGGAUGAAGGAUACAAUUGAGUGCAAGUUGAUAAUGUUGCCAAAUACGUGAAUGAGAAAAAGGAAAAAAACGGAAAAUGAAUAAUCAUACAAGAGAAUACAAGAGAGCCCUGUCUAAAAGAGGUCUGGUGAUACGAGUGUGCCUGAAAAAAAGUUUAAAAAAAAAAUAGAAAAAUUGCAGAGACUAAUAAGUGAGACAUUAAUAAAUGAUUAACUGCUGAUUAGACUGUGUACUUAUCACCGUCAAUGCAGAAUCGUCGGCGCGUGAGCUGGGUUUAUGCGUGUAAUCACCUCAGAGCCGAAUGAGUGCGACUGAGUUCUGUGUGAUAUCGAUUAUCUGGUUUUUCUCUUUAGCAUAUGUGCGACUUUGACGAACUUCUAAUUUCUUUCACAUUUUUUCUCUUUUCAAAUCAUUUUACUCGUAGAGCGAUGGUAGAAUUAGCUUGAUUCUGGGGAUAUGUCUUUGAAAUUGAUGGGGUUAAACAUUUAAAUAUUCUGGCAAUUUUUCUGGGGAAAAAUUAUCAAUAAAAGUUCUUUUAAAAAUAGCUUAAUCUUUUUAUUAAAUUUCUAGAUAACAAUUUUUUUAUGGGUAUAAUUUUUAUAGCUCUUAAUUUUCCCCAGGAAAACUUUCACAUGAGAAUUCUGUCUCUGAAUUUCAAAGAUAUUUGUUACAAGGUGUAUUUUAUCACUGCUCUACAGAUUUUUUGUUUUCAUUUAUCAAAGGAAACAAUUGAAUUGUUCAAUCCUAAAUGAUUUUCAAUUUGAAAUAUUUUCUUUUUUUCCAUCGAAGUUCCUGCGCGGCUGGCGGCGAAUGAAGUGUGAUUGAACUGCUGAAAAAAAUAGGGAUAAACCAUUUUUUUGAAUACAAGGUGAAGAUAAAAUGUGAUGAUUAUUGUAUGUUAGAUGUUGUAAGGGAAUUUAUGAAUGCAUGAUAUAAGUUUAUAUGCUAAAAGACAUGAAUGAAUGAUUGUAUGAAAGAUCAUUGGUUGAAUAAAGUUGUAAAUGAGAAAUACAAAA
Messenger RNA from Diachasmimorpha longicaudata, 4217 nucleotides. It is a transcript of the gene Fs(2)Ket, whose product is annotated as Female sterile (2) Ketel. Gene Ontology annotation, molecular function: small GTPase binding; nuclear import signal receptor activity. NCBI's taxonomy places the organism in Eukaryota, Metazoa, Arthropoda, Insecta, Hymenoptera, Braconidae. Gene Ontology annotation, biological process: protein import into nucleus. Bases 168 to 2840 code for a protein of 890 amino acids. Gene Ontology annotation, cellular component: cytoplasm; nucleus. The record is from RefSeq and is a predicted model, not a curated record. The transcript is spliced from 5 exons.